GAAAGACAUGAAGUCAAUGGUGUGGCUUUAACUUUGAAGAAGAAAAUACGGAAGUUCGAGAUGGUCAAAAAGCGUUUUCGGCGUUUCCGCGUUGCCAGAUAUUCCAAGUAAUCCCGACCGAUGGGUGGAUCUUAUUCGGUUUACUCGUCGGCAGUACUGUUUCUCCCGAUCAUUUUACAUUUUAACUCAUAAACAUUUUACCUCCUUAAUUUGUUAAUAAAGUGAAUUCGGCUUUGUUGAUAACUGGCUGUCGUGAAUGUUGCUGGAUACAGCGAACAUUAGCUUGCUUACUCUCAGAGGGAGUCGCUAGUUUUCUCACUUAGUCAGUGAACUUUGGUCGCUAACACAGGAGACUUUCCGGACAUUGUACACACCCAAUAUUUCCCAAGGAUCAAUAAAAUUUUGAAUCUGACUGAAGGAGAGGUGGAAAUCAAAUGACUUUACUGAAUUGCGCUGCGGUUUAGCGAAGCCUCUGUUUUUCACGAACAGUCGGUUUUGUUCGCUUUAUUUGACAGGAGCAUCCUUUCGCAGCCAGGCAGGAAAACGAAAGGCACACCGGUGGGGGACUGUCAGCUGACGGCCCCUGCUCCUGAGCUUCUGACUGUCACCUCCAUCAUGUCUCUGGGCGACAACCCUCGCCUGCUGCUCGGCAGGAUCCGCUUCCUAAACAGGUGCAUUGAGUGUUUCAAGAGGAGCGAGCCGAUACCGGAGAGCCUGUGUUAUGUCCCCAGGGAGGUGUGCUACAAAAUCUGCAAGGAUUCAUCGUCCACGGCGUCCGCCGCCUCUGGACCAUCUGCAGUGGGGUCCAUCGUGGGAAAAACACUGGUGUCCGUCUUUGAAAGUCCACACCAAACCCCACACAUGAAGAAAUUAUGCAAGCACAACAUUGAACUAAAGAAAGGGACAUGUAUCCGGACAACAGGUGAAGAAUACCGGAACAGCCAGGGCCUUUGGGUCAAAAUUAUUAAGAUGGAGGAGCACUGUCCAGGUAUGGAGCUGGAGGAAGGCUGGAUCCUGGUCUGUAAACACACAGAGGGAGGCGACAGGCUGGUGCCGGUGGAGUCGCCAGAGUCCGUCAGCAGACAGCAGCAGCUCUUUGGCCAUGACCACAAGCCCUGCAACAGUUGGGAGCAGGUGGUGAAUGUAGAGAAUGCACUUUAUAUGGGCUCCAAACCCAAAGUCGCUGAGUGUGAUGAUGCUGCCAUGCAGAAACUAAGGUAUGUCCCUCCCACCUGGACGUAUGAAUGUGACGAGGACCUGGUGCACUACUUAUAUGACCACAAAGUGAAAGAGGAUGAAAGGCUUGAGAAUGUGAAGGAGUGUGUGGCCAAUAUUGUAGUCUCUUCAUAUUCCGAUGGUCCCUGUGGGGGGGUGAGCUGUCUGACAGAUGGCGACACUCAAACUUACUGGGAGAGCGACGGCAUGCAGGGACAGCACUGGAUUCGUCUGCACAUGAAGGGGAACAUUGUGGUCAAUGAGCUGCUGUUGACGGUGAACUUCGUGGAUAACAACUAUGUGCCCAAGCAAGUCCGAGUUUAUGGAGGAGAGGGAGACAACCUGGAGAAGCUGAGUGAUGUCACCAUAGAUGACAACCUGGAUGGAGACGUUUGUGUCCUGGAGGAUAUGACAUUUCACCUGCCUGUGAUUGAGAUUCGAAUUAAGGAGUGUAGAGAUGGGGGGUCAGAUGUCCGAAUCCGAGGCUUGAAGAUCAAGUCGUUGAGUGAAAGCGAUCUGGUUCUGAAUGCUGAUGUUUUCCAGUCCUCUUACCUGGUGCGUUACCCCCGUCUGCAGGGCAACUCACCCGAUGUCCUGUACCGCAGAGCACUGGUCAUUCAGAGGUUCAUCAGACUCCUGGACAGUGUGCUCCCACACUUGAUUCCAGCCUGGGAUUACAGCCUUGGUACCUUCAACCAGGUCAAAAGUAUAAAACAGUUCCUGCUGCUGUCCAAACGCCGUUCAGCCCUCAUCACACAGUGCCUGAAGGACUCCAAGACCAGCAAGCCGAACUUCAUGCCCUGUCUUUACAUCAACCGAUGUCUGGCCAUGGAGCACAAAGACAACCCCUCUCUAGAUCCCAGCUGCAAGAACACUGUGUUCAGUCAGGUGUAUGAAGGUCUCAAGCCAUCUGAGAAAUCUGAGAAGACUUUGGAUUACAGAUGGCCUUCACGUUAUGGCCAGUGGUGGGAGUGUAAGUUCAUUGCAGAGGGAAUCAUUGACCAGGGGGGUGGAUUUAGGGACAGCCUGGCGGACAUGUCUGAGGAGCUUUGUCCCAGUUCAGCUGAGUGUCCCUUGCCUCUGCCGUUCUUCACCCGUACAUCCAACCAGGGUUCCUUAGAGGCCAGAGAUUACUACGUCCCGAAUCCUUCCUGUAAAGAGUUCCACAAAUACAAGUGGAUCGGUCAGCUCAUGGGAGGUGCUCUCAGAGGAAAAGACUACUUGGUCUUGGCUCUGCCCGGGCUUGUGUGGAAGCAGCUGACCGGGGAGGCUGUUAGCUGGAGUAAAGAUUUCCCCGCUGUAGAUUCUGAGCUGGUGAACCUGCUGGAGGCCAUGGAGAACAUGGACCAGGAGACGUUUGAGUUCAGGUUUGGUGACGAGCUGGUGUACACCACCCUGCUGAGCGACGACCAGAUGGUGGAGCUCAUCCCUGGCGGCAGCCACGUGACCGUUCGUUACGAGGACCGCAGCGAGUUCAUCCGCCUGGUGCAGAAGGCUCGUCUGGAGGAGAGCAAGCAGCAGAUUGCAGCCAUGCAGGCGGGGCUGCUGACGGUGAUUCCUCAGGCGGUGCUGGACCUGCUCACCUGGCAGGAAGUGGAAAAGAAAAUGUGCGGAGACCCUGAGAUCACCGUCGAAGCUCUGAAGCGACUCACACAUUAUGAGUUCCUGGAGCAAAGUGACGUUAGAGUGCAAUACUUGUGGGAGGCACUGACAAACUUCACCAAUGAGGAUCGCAGCAGGUUUCUGAGGUUUGUAACUGGUAGAAGUCGCCUUCCUGCGCCUAUCUGUGUCAUCCCUGGCGAACAAGGCUCUGAUAGAGCUGAUGCACUUCCUCAGUCCUCCACAUGCUCCCGCCUACUUUAUUUACCCAACUACCCAAGUGCAAAAGUUUGUGAGGAGAAGCUGCGUUAUGCUGCAUACAACUGUGUGGCCAUUGACACAGACAUGAGCCCCUGGGAAGUCCAGGAAUCUCUGCUAUUUCACUGAACAAACUUUACAAAUCAAAUCAAAGAAAUUUUGCCAAGUUUAUCACGCUAAUAUAUCUCACAACUGCCAUUUAAUCCCAGCUGUAUAUAAUAAAGAACUAUCUGGAAACAUG
Scatophagus argus is the source of this 3313-nucleotide messenger RNA. RefSeq names its product E3 ubiquitin-protein ligase HECTD3-like. NCBI's taxonomy places the organism in Eukaryota, Metazoa, Chordata, Actinopteri, Scatophagidae. Gene Ontology annotation, molecular function: ubiquitin-protein transferase activity. The record is from RefSeq and is a predicted model, not a curated record. The transcript is spliced from 19 exons. Bases 616 to 3201 code for a protein of 861 amino acids.